AUGGACUCAUGGUGUGAUGGAGGACCCUUUAGAGACAGGUUCCAAGAAUUGUAUCAAUUAGAGAGACGAAAAUCAUGUACAGUCAAGGAAAGGAUACACGAUGAAGGUCAAAAGUGGGACUGGAGAUCGACCCCUACAACUGAUGAACAAAUAAGAAGCCUUCAUAUGCUAUCAAAUGUCAUAGGAGGAUUCUGCCCGACUGCUGGUGCUGAUACAUGGAAGUGUGCGUUGACGGUUGAUGGUAACUACCAUGUAGGCGUUAUCAGAUCCAAAUUAGACAACAUGGAACCGGUGAGUAAUGAAGUGAUUAUUCCUUGGAUACACGAAAUCCCAAUAAAGGUUUCAACUUUCGUGUGGAGAGAAAAUCUUGGUUGA
Lactuca saligna is the source of this 375-nucleotide messenger RNA. Lineage: Eukaryota; Viridiplantae; Streptophyta; Magnoliopsida; Asterales; Asteraceae. The record is from the annotation of a GenBank genome assembly.